Manacus vitellinus (golden-collared manakin) is the source of this 859-nucleotide messenger RNA. Its product is annotated as ly6/PLAUR domain-containing protein 1-like. The record is from RefSeq and is a predicted model, not a curated record. The transcript is spliced from 3 exons. Bases 446 to 859 code for a protein of 137 amino acids. Lineage: Eukaryota; Metazoa; Chordata; Aves; Passeriformes; Pipridae.
ACUGAAUUAGAGGAUUUCGAAGUGGAUUUAAAACUAAAUCUUGAUUAGGGAGAAUUUCUCUCCAAGAGCUGCUGCACGGUGGUAUUAAUGGGAAGUGAUCGUGGACAGAGGAAAUAGGACAGAAAUAACUGAGGGUAGCACAUACGCACUCAGGUCUGUGCAUGAACUGAAAGAAUCAGAGAAUUUCUCAAGAGGAAAAGGGAGAAAUUAAGCAUCGACAUAAGGAGACUGGGUGCCACGGGGCUGGCUGGAGAAGCUUGGAGCAGCCAGAGCCCUGCUGCACCGACGGCAUUUCCCUCUAUCCCGGCGGAGAGGUUUGCAGGUGAAGAGGAGGCGACGAGCACGGCUGGGAAAAAGAGCUCGGAGGAGAGGAAACCUCUGCCCGCUCCCCCAGACCCCGGUGUUCGUCCUCUGAGCCCUGGGUGGACUCCAGGAGCUGCCCCCCAUGCUCUGCAGACACAUGCCUGGAGGUGCCCAUGGGAUCCUGUCUCUGAUGACUGUGGUGUUCGUCCUUCCAGAGGUGUCUGGACUCCAGUGCUAUGGCUGCAACAUCGUGGUUGGCACCAAAAACGUGGACAUGGGGUGCUCUAACCCCGAGGUGAUCACCUGCUCCCAGUCCCACCAGGGCUUCAAGCACCGGUUCUGCAUUAAGACAGAGAGCGUGGUCCUGGGCAUCCUGCUGACCAGCGGCUGUGCCACCUCCCGCCACUGCCAGCAGCAGGAGCUGCCGGGCGUCCGCAUCCACUGCUGCGACACCGACCUCUGCAACGGCUCCCCCAGAGCCCCCCGGCCUCCCCCCGGCCUCGCGGGCGGCCACCUCCUGCUGCCCUGCGUCCUUGCUGCCCUGCUCCUCUCCUGA